UCACGAAGUUGGCGUGUCGAGAACUCAAGAUCACAACAUAGUGCCUGAAUAAGUCGGAAAAUAGGUCAAGCUCAAACCAACUUUCGUCUGCUGUAUGGUUUGCCGUGAGUAGUUGAAAACAAACUUGCAGAGGCAAAACCAUAAAGAAAAAAAAAGAACCCAACAUUCAGUUUGAAGGUCUCCGUUUCACAGCAGCUUAUUAGUAAUCCAGAAGUUGUGCCGUUCGCGCUGAAAAGGUGGAGAAGCUUGACCUUGACUAGCGUUAGCGAGGGCCACUCGAUUUUCAGUAUACACGUUCACGCUGUUUGGUAACGUCUCGUGAAAUAUAAAACCAUCGAAAUUCUAAAUGAAAAUGUCUUGAUCGGCUGAAGUCAAACUCGAACGUGUUCUUGUCGAAUCACCAUGUCUUUUCGGAAAUCUUGCCUCAUUUUUUGUUCGACUGUUUUGUUGUGCUUCCUUUGUGUACAAUCCUCUAGUUCUUAUUGCCCAGAUAUUUGUCAGUGCUACAACAACUACCUGGAAGAAACAGUUUGGAAUUGCACCAAUCUUGUGUCAGUCAGUCAGCUUUGGAAUGAUGAACAUUUGCCUCUUUAUGGUGACUUCCAGCAACCUGAGUAUGUGCAACAUCUCUAUAUCCAAGAUUCAAAACUUGACUUCUCUGAAAACAUGCUUCCCCGUUUCCUCAACCUAAAGACAUUGGAGCUAUCACAUAACAUGAUUAAUUGUUCAAAACACCUGGUCUGGCUACUUCAAUUGAGUGACAAGCUGCAAGAGCCUGAAAACAUACACUGCACUUCACCCCAAACGUUUAAUGGGACUCAAGUACUGAAGGCCUUGCAGUUAAUCUAUGAUGUGGAAAGCAGGUGUCCGGAGCGCUGUGUAUGUGAAUUGGCUCAUGUUCCCAAAGAUGAUCAGUAUGUUACUGUUAGUGUCAGCUGCAAUAAUCUGGGGUUCACAGAAAUACCUAAAAUCCUGCCAGCCAAUGUGACCAUUCACAUGGACUUGAGCAACAAUCGGAUUGAAGAUGUCAGUGAGCUGGCCAAAAAUCCAAGCUACAGUAGAGUAACUGUAUUAUACUUGGCCAACAACCGUAUCCAAUCAAUAACAAGCCUGGAAAAUUCUAAUUGGAUUGAACAGUUUAGUCUGCUAAGUCUUCAAGGGAAUCUUCUACAAGAGAUUCCUACCCAAGCACUAAAUAAUGUAUUUCAUAACCAAGACAUUAAUGGAGUUCGGAUGCUUCUGAGCAAUAAUCCGUGGAAAUGCGACUGCGUUACCAUAACCCGUUUUCAGCCGUUUAUCGCCAAACACAAGCAGCUGAUCAAAGACGUUAGCAAUGUCACGUGUGGCCCAGAAGAAGGAGAAAGCGCUGGCAAAAAAAUAAUUUCAGUGGAGCUGAACAGUGUUUGUAACACCGGUGGAAACAACGCCAUAAAUCUGAUGGACGUGUUAAACGUAAUCUUGGCUCUUUUAACCCUGGUUACUAUCGGAAAACUUCUUUACGAUUACUACGCUUACCGCAAAACAGGUCAAUUGCCAUGGAUUGCUAGCAAAUUGCCCUGAGUAUGAUCAGUCCUUUAAGCAGUGUAAAAAAAAAAUCUGGUCUAUCUAAAAUAUUAGUUUAUAUCAUUACUUUUUAAGCGUCUCCAUUUCGUGCUCUAACACGAUUAUAAAUUUAUAUGUUCGACAUUAUGGUACAAAUUACUAAGUUUUCUCUUCUUUUCUACGCAAUUUUGCAGCGUUUUGUUAUUUGUUGCUCCAACGCGCUUGUAACGGUAUUCAAGUAUCUGUGUCAAUCUAAUCGUUGCCUCAUCUCUUUCUUGUCAAUCAAAAUUGAAGAAAACUCAUGAAAUAAUACAGAUUAGUCAGGUUA
Daphnia magna is the source of this 1870-nucleotide messenger RNA. RefSeq names its product protein singed wings 2. Lineage: Eukaryota; Metazoa; Arthropoda; Branchiopoda; Diplostraca; Daphniidae. The record is from RefSeq and is a predicted model, not a curated record. Gene Ontology annotation, molecular function: protein binding. Gene Ontology annotation, cellular component: extracellular matrix.